AUGAGCCUGUCAUUUAGAAGAAUUUUAUCAGCAAGUCGUUAUUUUCUUCGUUCACAGCAUACUGAAAUAGGUGUUGUAGCUCACGAAAAACUUGGUGAUGUUGAAAAUUAUCUUGGACACAUCAAAACCAGUUUCUUACAAAAAUGUCUCCUGAGUCUUGGGAGCGGGAUUGGCUGUCUGAUUAACCCAAGAAGAGCUGAUCUGCUCAGCACAUUCGGAGAGACUAGCGGAGAACUCGCCUUGCGCCAAAUAUUCAAUAGAAUGCUGAAUCAUCCUGAUGGUUGUCGCGUAUUGCGUGACCGACCGACUAUUCGUACCAACACAGUUGAUUUAGAUAGCCUUCGUAAGCUGCCUGAGGGUACGUUUGGGAAAGCGUAUACGAAGUUUCUGGAUAAAUAUGGUUAUUCACCUGAUGAAAGACACUAUGUUAGAUUUGUAGAUGACCGAGAUUUGGCUUACGUCAUGCUUCGGUACCGGGAAAUACAUGAUUUGGUUCAUACUUUGCUUGGUCAACCUACUGACAUGCUUGGUGAAGUCGUUGUUAAAUGGGUUGAAGGCAUACAAACUCUUCUCCCUAUGUGUUUAACUGGUGGUUACUUUGGUUCUCUGCGUCUCGCACCCAAACAGACAGAGCGCUUUGUAGAAAGCCAUCUAGAGUACGCGAUUCAUACUGGCAGAGAAGCUCGUUUUCUAAUGUGUGUUUACUUUGAGGAACAUUGGGAGGAUAACUUGGAAGAUUUUAGGUCAUCCUUAAAUAUUCAGUCGCCUCCACCCCCCAGAAAACUGGAUUGA
Schistosoma margrebowiei is the source of this 792-nucleotide messenger RNA. NCBI's taxonomy places the organism in Eukaryota, Metazoa, Platyhelminthes, Trematoda, Strigeidida, Schistosomatidae. The record is from the annotation of a GenBank genome assembly.